Messenger RNA from Ceratotherium simum simum (southern white rhinoceros), 4014 nucleotides. Lineage: Eukaryota; Metazoa; Chordata; Mammalia; Perissodactyla; Rhinocerotidae. The record is from RefSeq and is a predicted model, not a curated record.
CCAUCACACGUGUACGCCUGUGUGUGCCCAGAGCCUCCUGCAGGCCCCACUCAGCCCAUCUCGGCCACUUGGGGCUGCUCCUGCCCAUUGGGAAUCGGGGUGCAACCAGGAGUCGCUUAUGGAAAAUCAUCCCAGCGGAGGGACAGCACAUCCGCCGCAAACCGCUGCAGCUCUCUGGGGCGGGGAACUGCCUUUCACCUCUGUCGCAGAGGCCCAGUCUUUUUUCUCCGGCUCCUGGCAGAGAAGAGGCAGUGAGAGGCACAGCUUCUCCUUAGGUGGGCCUUGAACCAGGAUGGCUGAGCCCCGCGAGGAGUUUGAGGUGAUGGAAGAUCAUGCUGGUGCAUACGGGCUGGAGGAGAGGAAAGAUCUCCCCUCCCAGGGGGACUACACUCUGCUGCAAGACCAGGAGGGUGACAUGGACCACGGCCUGAAAGACUCUCCCCUGCAGACCCCCGCCGAUGACGGAUCUGAGGAACCAGGCUCUGAAACCUCUGAUGCUAAGAGCACUCCGACGGCGGAAGACAUGACAGCGCCCUUAGUGGACGAGGGAGCCCCCGGCGAGCAGGCGGCCGCUCAGCCCCACGCAGAGAUCCCAGAAGGAACCACAGCUGAAGAAGCGGGCAUUGGAGACACCCCCAACCUGGAAGACCAAGCUGCUGGACACGUGACUCAAGCUACCACAGAGACCCGGGUCUCAGAGCCCAACAGGCCCAGCGCAGGGCCCCACGGUGCGCCCCCCGAGUUCACGUUCCAUGUGGAAAUCAAAGCCAACGUGCAGAAGGGACAGGCUCGUUCAGAGGUGGAUUUGGAAGGGGCUGCACUUCCGGGGGCCCCUGGAGAGGAGCUGGAGCCCCAGGGCCCCUCUGAGGGAGAGGACACAAAAAAGACUGACCUUCCGGAACCAUCGGAAAAGCGGCCUGCAGCUGGCCUGCCGGGGAAGCCCGUCAGCCGGGUUCCUCAACUCAAAGCUCGCAUGGUCAGUAAAGGCAAAGAUGGGACUGGAAGCGAGGAGAAAAAAUCCAAGACAUCCACACCUUCCUCUGCUAAAACCUUGAAAAAUAGGCCUUGCCUUAGCCCCCAACGCCCCACUCCUGGUAGCUCAGACCCUUUGAUCAAACCCUCCAGCCCUGCCGUGUGCCCAGAGCCAUCUUCCUCUCCUAAACACGUCUCUUCUGUCACACCCCGAACUGGCAGUUCUGGAGCAAAGGAGAUGAAAGUCAAGGGGGCGGAUAAAGCUGGAACGAAGAUUGCCACACCCCGGGGAGCAGCCCCUCCAGGCCAGAAAGGCCAGGCCAACGCCACCAGGAUUCCAGCGAAAACCACACCCUCCCCGAAGACCCCACCCGGCUCUGCUACCAAGCAAGUGCAGAGAAAACCACCCCCGGCAGGGGCAAAAUCUGAGAGAGGUGACUCUGGGAAAUCUGGGGACCGCAGUGGCUACAGCAGCCCCGGCUCCCCGGGCACUCCUGGCAGCCGUUCCCGCACCCCAUCCCUGCCAACCCCGCCCACCCGGGAGCCCAAGAAGGUGGCAGUGGUCCGCACUCCACCCAAGUCGCCGUCUUCAGCCAAGAGCCGCCUGCAGACUGCCCCAGUGCCCAUGCCAGACCUGAAGAACGUCCGGUCCAAGAUCGGCUCCACCGAAAACCUGAAGCACCAGCCAGGAGGCGGCAAGGUGCAGAUAAUUAAUAAGAAGCUGGAUCUUAGCAACGUCCAGUCCAAGUGUGGCUCAAAGGAUAAUAUCAAACACGUGCCAGGAGGCGGCAGCGUGCAAAUAGUCUACAAACCAGUGGACCUGAGCAAGGUGACCUCCAAGUGUGGCUCAUUAGGCAACAUCCACCAUAAGCCAGGAGGUGGCCAGGUGGAAGUAAAAUCUGAGAAGUUGGACUUCAAGGAUAGAGUCCAGUCGAAGAUCGGGUCCCUGGAUAACAUCACCCACGUCCCUGGCGGAGGGCAUAAAAAGAUCGAAACCCACAAGCUGACCUUCCGUGAGAAUGCCAAAGCCAAGACAGACCACGGGGCGGAGAUCGUGUACAAGUCGCCCGUGGUGUCCGGGGACACGUCUCCGCGGCACCUCAGCAACGUCUCCUCCACAGGCAGCAUCGACAUGGUAGACUCCCCCCAGCUCGCCACGCUAGCUGACGAAGUGUCCGCUUCCCUGGCCAAGCAGGGUUUGUGAUCAGGCCCCCGGGGCGGUCAGUAAUCGUGGAGAGAAGAGAGUGAGAGAGUGUGGAAAAAAAAAGAAUAAUGAUCCAGCCCUUCGCCCUCUGUCUUCCCCCAGCUGCUCCUCACAGAUCGGUUAAUCGGUUAAUCACUUAACCUGCUUUUGUCGCUCGGCUCUGGCUCGGGACUUCAAAAUCAGUGACGGGAAUAAGAGCAAAUUUCAUCUUUCCAAAUUGAUGGGUGGGUGGGCUAAUAAUAAAAUAUUUUUUAAAACAUUUAAAAAGAUGGCCACCCCCAACCUUUCCUUGGGCAAUUACUUUUGAUUCUUUUUUUUUCCUCCCUCUGAGUAGAAGAGGAUGAAGGAGAGGCUCUGAAAGCUGCUUCUGGGGGAUCUCAGGGGACUAGGGGCGCCCCACCUCUGGUCCCAUCCUGGGGGUGUCACAGAGGCAGCGGCAGCCACAAGGGAUUUGAAGCUUGGUGUGUUCGUGGAGCCAUAGGCAGAUGUCAACCUUGAGUGAGUGGGACGGGGCAGGGGUGGGGAGACACAGGAGAGGCUGAGGCGGGGCUGGGCAGGGGGACAGCGGGGGUGGGGAGAAGGGAGAGGGCGUGAGAGUAAGGACCCUGGGAGGGGAGGCGCAGCUCCCUGCCUGGAAGGACAGUAGGAAGGGCAAGCAGCCUCCGCUGAGCCUGCAGCAAACUUAGACCAAGCAGCCUCCUGCGCUUGGUGGCCUGGGAUCUGCUGCGGGUCAGUGUGCCACCCUCUGGAGGGCAGCCUAUAGGAGAAGAGCUCCAGUCCCUCCCAUUCCGUGAAGGAAAAGUGGCAGGAGGAGAGGGACGGUUGUCGGGAGGGUGGCACCAUGUGGACUGCUUCCUGAGAAGCCUGACCUUGCUGUGCCGAGUGCUGGCUUCUUCCUCCCUCCCUGCAGGGUGGGGGUCCUGAGCUGAGGGGCUUCCCUCCGCCCCACGGAAACACUAUUUUAUCGAGUUCUUUAGGUUGGAGCUGCAGCCACGAUUUUGGCCACCUCACAGAUCUGGGACUUAGGGCUAACCAGUUCUCUUUGUAAGGACUUGUGCCUCUUGGGGGACAUCCGCCUGUUCCCAGCCGGGGCCUUGGCCAUCUCCGGAGUGUGCUGGGGUCUGGGAGGUGGGUCCCGAGCCUCCCAUCCCUCCCAUGGCCACUGCAGCCACCUGUCUGCCCCUGCCAUGCCUGUGUCUGCCGUGCAGAGCCCAGUCACUGCCUGUACCCUCAUUAUGUCACACUGUCCUGAGUUCCUAGCCUCACCACCCCUCUUCUCGGUUACAGACCUUGUUUGGACUCAGGCGGCACCAACUCUAAACCAAGGCGGGGGGGAAUCAAGGAAGGCAAAGCCCAGGCACGAGGUGGGACCUCAGUCUCUUGGUCUAAGUUACACUCAUCCAACUGGCGUGUCCCCCACAAUGAACCUGAUGACUUUACUUGGUUCCCUGCCCCCCACCUCCCAGCACAGAUGUGAGCCAGGGUGGGGCUCAGCGAUGACCUGAGAUGUUUCCGCCUCGUUGACUUGGAGAGACUUUUCCUCCCAGAAGGCCUGGUCCCCUGCCUGUGUUGAGCUGGCAGCAGGUUGGCUGUCCUGGUUGCCAGAGAUGGCCCUGGGAUGGGCAGGCAAGGCCCCCAGGGCAGGAUCACACUCCCUCUGUCCCCACUUCUGCCCCAGCUUGUAACUGCCAGCCUCUCGGAGAGCCCAACCGCUGCUCAACCCCAAGUACAUAUAAUCAGCCCUCCACACCCCAAAAGGGAACAUGUCCCCUUGCAAAUGGUUCUUCCCCAGUCCCAGCUGGAAGCACUGCUGUCUGUCCUGCUGGAGCAGCUGAACA